AUGUCGUACUACGAUCUUGACGACUUUCUGAGUGAAUCGCAAAGGGUUCCGUGUAAGUUCAACAUCACAGUUCCUCUCUUGGGGUACUUGGAAGGCACACCAGGAGCGGAUAUUAGUGAAGGCUCUAAGGUUGAGCUGCCAUUGUGGAUAGCAGAGUUCUUAGCCAUAUCGGCUGUCUCAGAGACUUCAGAGGUUGGGUUCGUAGAUCUAUUACAACCAGAGGCACUGAACAAGAAGGUGAUCAACGCUAUUAAGACAGAUGCGGUCUCACUGGAUGCGCAUUCAAUAUGUCAACACUUCUACUCAUUAGUUGAAAAGUGGGCUAAGCUCUACAACGAUAAGGAGCUGUCAGAAGUUGCACAGCAGAUGCUUCGAGACAGAGCACACGAGAUCAACAACUAUGCACAGAAUCUUAGAGGUGCACAUCAGGAGAGUAACUUCCUGUAUUCGUUGGACGAGUUUGAAAAGGUGCUGUACAAGACGUCUCAUGAUAGUUAUAAACAGCUUAGGAAAUGGAUGCAUAAUGAGAAUAAAUGA
Messenger RNA from Williopsis jadinii, 537 nucleotides. RefSeq names its product DNA replication protein PSF3 (gene PSF3). The record is from RefSeq and is a predicted model, not a curated record. Bases 1 to 537 code for a protein of 178 amino acids. Gene Ontology annotation, cellular component: GINS complex. The transcript has a single exon. NCBI's taxonomy places the organism in Eukaryota, Fungi, Ascomycota, Saccharomycetes, Phaffomycetales, Wickerhamomycetaceae. Gene Ontology annotation, biological process: mitotic DNA replication initiation.